Penicillium odoratum is the source of this 1290-nucleotide messenger RNA. RefSeq lists its product as uncharacterized. The record is from RefSeq and is a predicted model, not a curated record. Bases 1 to 1290 code for a protein of 429 amino acids. The transcript has a single exon. Lineage: Eukaryota; Fungi; Ascomycota; Eurotiomycetes; Eurotiales; Aspergillaceae.
AUGAUCUUAGCCCCUGGCAACAAAGAGGAGCGUCAUUAUGUCUAUACAUUCUUUACGCAAGCGUCAGCAUCACUAGCUGGAUCCAUUCCUUCCGAUCUAUGGGCUCGUUUAAUCCCACAACUCAGUCAUCAUAAACCCAUGGUCCGUCAUGCCGUGGCUGCCGUGAGCGCGGCCUACGUGCAACAAACCCAACCAUCCGCAAUCUCUCGCAAUAGCCGAUUUAUAAUCCAGCAGUAUAAUAAAGCCAUUCAAGACUUUAUCCACCUUGCAUCCAGGCAGGGUGAAGAUCUGGAACUGCUCUUGACUACCUGCAUUUUAUUCAUCUGUCUAGAAAUGAUCAGGGGAAACCAAGGCCAGGCAGUCAGUCAUACAGAGAGUGCAUUACGGAUCUUUAAGAGCUAUCUAGAAAGGACAAGUUCCACUUCAGGCUUAGACCGCGAGUUAUCUCAAUUACUCGUCCGGAUGAAUAUCCAGCUUCCCUACAUGGGUCGACCGCUCAUACUCCAGGAUGAACCCAUGAAGCCGGUGUAUGACAAAAAGCUCCCAUUUGAAAGUUUUCAUCAGGCCCGACAGAUGAUUGCGAAGCUCAAUCGAAGGACCUUGAAAUUCAACGAGUCGAUGCGUCUGGACGAGAAUGGUGAACUGAUAGAUGAGGAUCAACGACAGGAAUACAAAGCGCUCCUGCAAGAGUCGAAAGACUGGCGUGUGGCUUUCCAGAAAAUGAUUGCUGAUUCAAAGACUCGCAUCCCCGACCCUCGCGCGCCUCUCGUCCUUGAAAUUGGAUGGCAUGCUUCUGUGGCUUGGGUGAAAUGUUGUACAAGAAAAGAAGAGUGCGCUUAUGAUGAUCUAAACGAUCAUUGGGAAGGCAUGGUGCAUUCAGCAGAAGAAAUACUACGACUAACAGACUCGGAGCAUGACUCGGCUCUCUCGGGGCUAUUUUCUAUCGAUUCGGAGAUAGUUCCCAUGAUGUACUGGACUGCGACCAAGUGCCGUGAUCCGUGGAUUCGGCGCAGGGCUAUAUCUGUAUUGUCACGACAUCCUAGGAGAGAGGGUUUUUAUAAUGUAAGGAUGUAUCGUAAAGUCGCGGAAAGGGUUUUGGAACUAGAGGAAGCUCCUCUUGCUUCUCUUUCUAUCGGUCAAAGAGUUCCGCUGGAGGAACAUCGUUUCAGCUUGGUGCAUAUAUCUCCUACAGAUGGUGUGUACAAGAAUCCAGUGCCUGUAUUCUACAUGAUGCGCUCACUUGGUCUCGGUCAUGCCCCUGUUACUUGGUGGGAAGACGUCGAUUGGUAA